Petromyzon marinus (sea lamprey) is the source of this 2894-nucleotide messenger RNA. RefSeq names its product gephyrin-like. Gene Ontology annotation, molecular function: molybdopterin molybdotransferase activity. Lineage: Eukaryota; Metazoa; Chordata; Hyperoartia; Petromyzontiformes; Petromyzontidae. The record is from RefSeq and is a predicted model, not a curated record. Gene Ontology annotation, cellular component: postsynaptic membrane; cytoplasm; cytosol. Gene Ontology annotation, biological process: gamma-aminobutyric acid receptor clustering; glycine receptor clustering; Mo-molybdopterin cofactor biosynthetic process.
GCGAGGAGGAGGAGGAGGAGCCAUGUCCGCGGCGGACGCCGAGAACAGCAGCGGCGGCGGCAGCAGCGGCGGCCGCGCGAUGCAGGGCAACGGGCUGCGGGUCGGCGUGCUCACGGUGAGCGACACCUGUUCCCGGCAGGCGGCGGAGGAUGCCAGCGGGAGGAAUCUGCAGGACCUGGUCCAGUCUGUGCUGGCAGGGACUGUAUCGGCGUACAAAAUAGUCCCCGAUGAAUUUGAGCAAAUUAAGGGUGCUCUGGUGGAGUGGUGCGACCGCGAGGAACUUAACCUCAUCCUCACCACGGGUGGCACAGGUUUUUCCCCACGCGACGUCACGCCAGAGGCCACACGGGAUGUGAUUGAGCGCGAGGCUCCAGGCAUGGCUGUGGCGAUGCUAAUGGGUUCCCUCAGCAUAACGCCCUUGGCUAUGCUCUCAAGGCCGGUGUGUGGGAUCCGAGGAAAGACUUUGAUUAUCAAUCUCCCUGGCAGCAAGAAGGCAUCCCAGGAAUGCUUCCAGUUUGUGCUGCCAGCCCUGAGCCAUGCGGUGGACCUCCUUCGCGAUGCCAGCGUGCGGGUCAAGGCUGUGCACCAGGAGCUGGCAGGGCAGGUUCACAGCAUCACCAGCCAGUCGGGACUACCUGACAAGGCCGUGCAGUGUGAAGGUCACGGAGAAGGCCAGCAUUCAAGCCUACCACCUCGAGAACCACGGAUCCCUUCCUGCAGCAGAGUGCAUGCCCCUCAAGCGCGCAGUGCGGUGGACGUAACGAAGGUGGCGAGGCGAGCGCGUUCCUCCCCUUUCCCUCUCACCUCCAUGGACAAGGCCUUCGUCACUGUGCUGGACACGGCACCGAUCCUCAACCAUGAGCACCUGCAUUACAAAGACGGUCUUGGAAGAGUGUUGGCUCAGGAUGUGGUGGCAAAAGACAAUCUGCCUCCAUUUCCUGCUUCCAUCAAGGAUGGCUAUGCUGUCAGAGCUGCUGAUGGGCCAGGGGAUCGCAUUGUGAUUGGAGAGUCACAUGCUGGAAAGCAGCCUGUGCAGACGGUGAUGCCAGGCCAAGUGAUGCGAGUAACCACGGGAGCACCCAUCCCGUCUGGAGCUGAUGCCGUCAUCCCAGUGGAAGACACUGAGCUUCUCAAGGAAUCGGAAAACGGAGCAGAGGAGCUCGAGGUGCGGAUCCUGUCCCAGGCACGGCCAGGACAGGACAUACGGUGCAUUGGACAGGACAUCCGGCGUGGCGAGUGUGUGCUGUCACGCGGCUCGCACGUGGGGCCUGCAGAAGUGGGCCUGCUGGCCACUGUGGGGGCGACCAAAGUGGAGGUGCACCGGCUGCCUGUGGUGGCUGUGCUGUCCACUGGCAAUGAGCUUCUGAAUCCAGAGGAGCCCCUUCAUCCAGGCAUGAUCCGAGAUAGCAACCGUACCACAUUGCUGGCGGCCAUCCAAGAGCAGGGCUUCCCGACCAUCGACAUGGGCAUCGUGCGAGACCACCCGGACGAUUUGCUACAAGCGUUUCAAGAAGCUCUCGCGCAGGCGGAUGUCAUCGUCACAUCGGGAGGAGUUUCCAUGGGGGAGAAGGACUAUCUGAAGCAGGUUCUAACCGUCGAUCUACAGGCGCAGAUUCACUUUGGCCGUGUAUUCAUGAAGCCAGGACUUCCCACUACCUUCGCGACUGCGGCAGUCAACGGCAUCAAGAAAAUGAUUUUUGCACUUCCGGGAAACCCGGUCUCUGCCAUCGUCACUUGCCACCUGUUUGUUAUCCCUGCCUUGCGCAAGAUGCAGGGCACAGCCGAUCCCCGACCCACCAUUCUCAAGGCCAGGCUGUCGUUUGAUGUGAAGUUGGACUCCCGACCUGAGUACUACCGCUGCGUGCUCAUGUGGAACCACCAGGAGCCUCUUCCGUGGGCACAGAGUACAGGCAACCAGCUGAGCAGCCGCUUGAGCAGCAUGAGGAGCGCCAACGGCCUCCUGAUGCUGCCGCCCAAAACGGAGCAGUACCUGGAGCUGCGCAAGGGGGAGGUGGUUGACGUGAUGGUCAUCGGCCGCCUAUGACGCGGGAAGGGGGAUGCGCGAAUAAUCCACGCGCGCACGACGAACGCGGUUCAUGCGCGCAACACGGACGUGCCGGCAGGCACCGACUGCCGAGCGCAUUCACACACACACACACGGUCGAGCCGCUUUGUUGUCGAGUGGUAGUGUGGCAUUGUCAUUAUAAGUGGUACAACGCACGUCAUUGUAUGGGCAUCGCACAAGAAAAAUCCGAGUACACAUACAACCCACCUGCACACGCGUCAUGCAGAGCACAAGCUGCAUGGCAUCCCGAUUGAGCCAUCUAAGCCAGUGGUUAGUUGCUGGGGUUUCCUUACAACCAUUAGGUUAUAUAAUACAUACAUGUCCUGUAUUUGUUAAUGUGAAAGGUCAUUGGGGUUUCUAUCGUUGUUCUAAAGCGAUUUCACCGACAGUGAAACUGCCCUAUGGCUGGCAUAAGGAAUGAGGACGUACAGAACGCACCGGCGUCUGAGCGCAGUUUCGUUUGAGACGGAUUCCAUCGGCAGCCCAUUGCAGUUUUAACCAGCAGCCUCGCAUGGGUGAACUUGUGAUGUCUUACGAAAAGCCCAAAGAUCGUUAUUUGAGUUCAACCAUAUAUACUCUCUGUUAAGCUGAAAUGGGCAAGUGUAAUUUAAGAUAGCAUUAAAACACAGAUGAUUAAAAUUAGCGUUAGUUAACAUUUUGCAUGUUGGUUUUGUAACUACGGUAACAGUGACUGGGUUUUUUGUAGUCCACAGAGGGGAAGCCUGAGAAAUCCUACAAACGUGGAAGUAGUGUUGUCAUUUUUUUAUACUUACAAAUACAACAUUAUAUCACCGGUGUAUUUUAAAGUUCAAUAAGCAUCGAUUCAUUU